Tarenaya hassleriana is the source of this 1774-nucleotide messenger RNA. RefSeq lists its product as uncharacterized. Bases 102 to 1607 code for a protein of 501 amino acids. The transcript is spliced from 9 exons. The record is from RefSeq and is a predicted model, not a curated record. Lineage: Eukaryota; Viridiplantae; Streptophyta; Magnoliopsida; Brassicales; Cleomaceae.
GUUUCUUCUUCCCUUUUGUUUUUUUUAUUCAAAAGCCGAAGUCUGAUUUCCCACCAAAGCUCACCUUCCUCACCUUCGUCAGAAUCUCUGCCAUCACCGCCAUGUCUCCGUCUGGAGAGUUCUCGGAGAACGGAAACAGGGGCCGCUGCCCCUGCCUCUCCGGUGAGAACGUUGGAAUCUCCGGCGACGGCUUCGGCGGAUCCGAUGAUCUCCCAUGCAUACAUUGCAAGGGAUCUAACGAAUUCGCUCUAUCUUCUUCGUGUUCUUCUUCUCCUUUGUUUCGGCCGAAUUCGGUGUGGCCGCUUGACGAUUCAGAAAAGCUGAAAAGGGUCGUCGUCGCUUCGGCGAAAGGGUUCUCCAUUGGAGCAGGUCUCAAAGGUGGAUUAGCUCUUUUCUCGAUUCUCUCUCGUUUUGCUCGCCGUAGACCUCCGUCUUCUUCAAGGAAAAUUGGGUAUUUUUCAGAUAGCGAAGCUGUUGCUAUGGCGAUCAAGGAGACGCUGAGAUACGGCUUCUUUCUGGGAACUUUUGCUGGUACUUUUGUGUCCGUGGAUGAAAUUAUUGGUGCUUUGGCAGGACACAGGAGAACUGCGAAGUGGAGAGCUCUGUUAGCUGGGUUGGUUGCUGGUCCAUCCAUGCUUCUCACAGGGCCAAACACGCAGCACACAAGUCUGGCCAUUUACAUAUUGAUGCGUGCUUUAGUGCUUGCUUCUCGGUGUGGCAUCAAGAGUAAACGGUUUGGUCGGAUUUGCAAGCCGCUCACUUGGAAACAUGGGGAUAUAUUCCUCAUGUGUCUCUCAUCCUCGCAGAUUCUGUCGGCUUACAUAUUGAAGCAAGAAAGCUUGCCCGCAUCGUACAAGUCUUUCCUAAACAAACAUGGUGGGAAAGACCUUUCUGUCUUACGAGGUGUGAAAGAUAUCGCUAGUGGCAUGCCAUUCACCAAUUUGGAGGCAAUAGAGAGUUAUUACAAGUCUACUGGAGUUGAUAUCAAGCUGGAUCCUAACAUGAAAAUUCCAUGUUCGAUAGUGCAUGGAAAAGAUUCAUGUGUCAGGCAUGGUAUUACAUUCUUUCUUCAAGCUUACAAAAGAGCGUUGCCUGUCUAUAUCCCCGUCUACUUGAUUCCUGCGCUGAUAGUCCACCGUCAAGGUCUAUUAAAAGGACCACAUACAAUACUCGGCAAAGGUCUUCUGGGCACUGCAAGAUCAAGCUUGUUUCUCUCUGUCUACUGUUCUUCGGCCUGGAUGUGGACUUGUCUGCUUUUUCGGAUUUUCAAGAGAUGCAACGUACCGAUGGUGGCCAUGGGAACUUUCCCGACGGGUUUGGCAUUGGCCAUAGAGAAGAAAAGCAGGCGGAUAGAGAUAUCGCUAUACUGCCUAGCCCGAGCCAUCGAGAGUUUCUUCACGUGCAUGGGCGAGGCCGGUUACAUCCGGCAGCCCAAGAGCCUGAGAAGAGCGGACGUGGUGGUCUUCAGCCUCUCGACGGCCAUCAUAAUGCAUUGCUACGCUCAGGAAAGAGAGGUGUUUCGAUCAAAAUACUUGAACGUCCUCGAUUGGGUUUUCGGUGUUCCUCCUCCUCCUUGCGAAACUCCUCAUUGCAAACCGGCCGCUUAGCCGUUUUGCUCAAUCUCUCUUCCGAUUCAUCGAUUCUUCAAGGGAGCGUUUAGGGUUACAGGGACCAGGUGUAUACAUUUGUAGGGAUCUUGAGAAGUAGCCAAUUUUUUGUUACUUAUAGAGAUCUUGCUAAUGUAUAUUCCCACAAGUUAUUAUGUUAUCAUUCA